AUGUACAGUAGCAGUACACGUUGGAAUAUGCUGGCACAACAACGGAAAGCGUUUGUUAAUCCACAAAGUGAAUGUCGCAUUAAAUGUCUCAACGGUGGAUUUUGCGCAUACUUAGUUGAUAAUCCAUCGAUACAUACGUGUCUCUGCUUACUUAACGUCUAUUAUGGUGAUCGAUGUCAAUAUGCUGUUACGGAAACGACAACGUUAGCAACUGAUUCCACUGAGCGUCCUCGUUUGCAUCAUUCCGGACGGGAACAAUUCGAAAUUGGACAUCAAAGAUACGAAGUAUCAUCACCGAUCCAAACUGAAAAAAUUUCCAGUGAUGAAAUAACCAAAUAUGAUGAGAUAUCACAAUUUGGAUACACGAAAGUGUAUCAAGUAAAAGAACCAAAAAGGAUUACAUCAACUGAAGAAAUAAAAACGGAUGAAAAUGAUUAUACGGAAGGUUGGGAUACUACGAUUGGUGACGAUGACGAAUAUUCCUACGACGAUCGAGCUACCGAUCCAUUAGAUACCGUAAGAAGUGAACCAUCAAUGCCAGUAUGGUUACAAGAAUCGGAUGAUUACCGUACGGUAACAGGACAAGGAAAUCCACAGCGAAUUUAUUUGAAUAAAAAGAAAACAGAUCAAAUGGUGACACGUGUGGAUAAAGAUAAACGAAUGAAAACUGAUGAAGAAACAUUAGCGAAAUGGACAAUCGAAAACGAUAAUUCCGAUAGCCAAGAAUUAAUGGCGGAAUCAGAAUCCAUGGAUGAAGGUUGGAUGAUAAGCAAACGACGGCGUGUUAUUACGAAUAGUGCUGCUGUUAUCACUAAUACUUCAUUAAAAUCAACAUUCUUCCUCAUUUUCUUUGUUAUGCCUCUAUUAAGGUGGUAA
Molecule: messenger RNA, 876 nt
Organism: Cercopithifilaria johnstoni
Lineage: Eukaryota; Metazoa; Nematoda; Chromadorea; Rhabditida; Onchocercidae
Source: the annotation of a GenBank genome assembly